Octopus bimaculoides (California two-spot octopus) is the source of this 839-nucleotide messenger RNA. RefSeq names its product ubiquitin-conjugating enzyme E2-17 kDa. The record is from RefSeq and is a predicted model, not a curated record. NCBI's taxonomy places the organism in Eukaryota, Metazoa, Mollusca, Cephalopoda, Octopoda, Octopodidae.
ACAAUUUAUCUACAUAUGGAACAGGGUCAUCCACCUGGAGGGAUUAAUGUUCUGCUUCAAGAAGAUCCUCCUGCCGGUGUGAGUGGUGCACCAACAGAUAACAAUAUUAUGCUAUGGAAUGCUGUGAUUUUCGGGCCAAAUGAUACGCCAUUUGAAGAUGGGACUUUCAAAUUAACAAUAAAAUUCACAGAGGAAUAUCCCAACAAACCACCUACUGUCAGAUUUAUAUCAAAGAUGUUUCAUCCAAAUAUCUACGCUGAUGGUAGCAUAUGUUUGGAUAUACUUCAGAAUAGAUGGAGUCCAACAUACGAUGUAUCAUCGAUAUUAACAUCCAUUCAGUCAUUAUUACAUGAUCCCAAUCCGGAUAGCCCUGCUAAUAAUGAAGCAGCACAGUUGUAUAAAGAAAAUAGGCGAGAAUAUGAGAAAAAAGUUGCAGCUAUUGUUCAGGAAAGCUUACAGGAUGAGGAGGAAGAGGAGGAAGAACAGUCAUAGCAGAAAAAAACAAAAACUACAUAUAUAAUGUGUAUAUAUCUUUCACUUUAAUACACGUUAGCAUAUCCACGAGUAUGAAUUUCUUUCUGUGUGUGUGUAAAUAUAUAUGUAUGUAUAUAGUUUCUUUAUAUACAUUCAUUCAUACAUGUAAAGCGUAUUUGUAUAUAUUAUAAGAUAUAUAUAUAUACAUAUACACACACAAACACACAGCACAUUUUCUCGUUCAGAUGCUCUCUAUCUCUACUCUCUUUCUGUUCUAUCGUUCUCUGAUCCCUUUUCUGUUUUUUCUCAUGCCAUAUGCAUGUGUGUACAUAUACAUAUAUAUCCAUCUAUCUAUCUAUCUAUAU